Molecule: messenger RNA, 177 nt
Organism: Prorocentrum cordatum
Lineage: Eukaryota; Dinophyceae; Prorocentrales; Prorocentraceae
Source: the annotation of a GenBank genome assembly
GCGGCGGUGGUGACCAAAAUCAGCGUGGAGAACACGCGCAGCCAGUGCGUCGCGCACUACGGGAGGGGCCCUGGCUCGACCAAGGUGUUCAAAUGGGGCCCGAACACAGGCUACACGAAGGAGACGUCCGAGAAGGCCGCCAAGCAGUGGAUCGAGAAUCGGCUGCGCGUCGGCUGA